AUGUCUGUUAACCCUACUGAGUCUAAUGACCUGGAAGUAGACAUCGUCCUGCCAAAUUUUGACCUAAAUGUAUUGAGAAAGAAGCGGACGAAGACGUUAAUCAUAGGAGAGAAGACGAUUCCAGCCAAGAAAUUGACAACUUCAUCCACGGCUAAAAAUCGAAAAAGAGUAAAAAAAAACAAACUAGACUGGCAGAGAUUUAACGCCUCUUGCCAAGGAAAAAUGAGUGGCUGAAUUGACAUGACAGACAUACCUGCACCUGAUCUUGACAAGCUCCUUUGCAGUUUUUUUUCAAAGACCUGAGAAAAAAAGAUGACAGCGACUACGAGCCCGACAGGGUCUCCAGUUUUCAAAAGAGCAACCAGCGCCACAUUACUACCCUUUAACAUCCUCAAAGAUGAUGCUUUCUCCCGUUCAAGGAGAAUCUUGGCCGCCAAGAGAAAGAGCUUAGUUAAGGAAGGACGUGGAAACAAACCGAACGCUAGCUGUGAGUUGACGGAUGAAGAAGAAGCGAAGCUCUUUGAAGCAGGUAAAUUCGGAAAUCACAAUCCACUGGCAUUGCAGCGCACCCUGUUGUGGUUUUUAUCAAUGCAGUUUGGCUUCAGAGCCAGGGAUGAAAGUAGGAAGUUGUGUUGGGGAGAUAUAGUGCUGGACGUCGACGCCGUGACCGGCCGUGAGGUGCUAGUGUGGACAGCCGAAAGGGGAAGCAAAACGAGCCAAGGUCUCAAACGCGGUCAUCAACGUCAAUUCUGUCCUAAACCGUUUGCCACCGGCACAAACAGAUGCCCUGUUCUUUAUUACAAUUUGUUUAAGGCCCGCCGUCCGCAGAAAGCUAACAGCCCAGAAUCACCGUUCUCUCUGGCAGUUAAUCACCAAACCUGGCGCCAAAGCCAAGUUUGGUACAAGGGCUAA
Molecule: messenger RNA, 912 nt
Organism: Porites lobata
Lineage: Eukaryota; Metazoa; Cnidaria; Anthozoa; Scleractinia; Poritidae
Source: the annotation of a GenBank genome assembly